AUGCCUACAUCUUCGCCAACUCAGCACUCUGAGAUGAUGGAUGCAGGUUUGUUCAUGCCUACCCAUCCCACCAUCAGAUUGCAGGAGCAGCAGAUCCCACCCCUCAUUGUGGCCGAUGGCAUGUAUCCUUUGCGCGAGUGGCUGAUGAAACCCUAUGGUGGGGCAGUGACUUCACAGCAAGCCCACUUCAAUCGGUGUCUUAGUCGAGCACGCAUUGUGGUGGAGCAGGCGUUCGGGCACCUCAAGGGGAGGUGGCGUAGCUUAGGCGUGCGACUGGAGUUGGCAGAAGAAAACAUCCCCUCAGUCAUCAGUGCUUGUGUCAUCCUUGGAACGGAGAGUCACCCGGAUGCAGAUCAUUGCACCAAGUGUCCAGCAGAUCAGCAGCCAAACAAGGCCCAACAUCAAUGUGUCCCAAAGAUUAUAACUUUUCUGUCCUAUGAAGAACCUUUAGGGGUUGUCCUAACUUCCUUGGCCCUGUACCUGUCCUUAACUGCUGGCUUUGUGUUAGGAAUCUUCAUUAAAUUCCUAGAAACUCCAGUAGUUAAGGCCAACAACCGAGACCUUUCCUACAUUCUCCUCAUCUCUCUCCUGUUUUCCUUCUUGUCCUUCUUCUUAUUCAUUGGCCAGCCAAGAAAAGUGACCUGCUUUCUUCGACAAACAGCCUUCAGUAUCAUCUUCUCAGUGGCCGUCUCUUCUGUGUUGGCCAAAACCAUCACUGUGGUGCUGGCCUUCCUGGCCUCCAAGCCAGGGAAUAGGGUGCGAAGAUGGCUGGGGAAGCGUUUGGCUAAUGCGAUUGUAUUUUCCUGUUCCAGUGUCCAAGUUGUCAUCUGCACCAUCUGGUUGGGUACCUUUCCACCCUUUCCUGAUUCAGAUAUGCAUUCCCAGCCUGGUGAGAUCAUCCUGCAAUGCAACGAAGGAUCUGUCCUCAUGUUCUAUGCUGCCCUUGGCUACAUGGGCUUCCUGGCUGCCAUCUGCUUCACGGUGGCUUUCCUAGCCAGGAAGCUGCCUGCAGCCUUCAAUGAAGCCAAACUGAUCACCUUCAGCAUGCUGGUCUUUUGCAGUGUCUGGGUGUCCUUCUUGCCUUCCUACCUGAGCACCAAGGGGAAAUACAUGGUAGCCGUGCAGGUCUUCUCCAUCUUGGCCUCCAGCGCUGGAUUGCUGGGCUGCAUUUUUAUUCCCAAGUGUUACAUUAUUGUAUUGAGGCCUGAACUGAAUACAAAGGAGCAUCUCAUAAUCAAAUCCAAACUUGGCAUCUGA
Messenger RNA from Elgaria multicarinata webbii, 1257 nucleotides. RefSeq names its product vomeronasal type-2 receptor 26-like. Gene Ontology annotation, cellular component: plasma membrane. The transcript has 2 exons. NCBI's taxonomy places the organism in Eukaryota, Metazoa, Chordata, Lepidosauria, Squamata, Anguidae. The record is from RefSeq and is a predicted model, not a curated record. Gene Ontology annotation, molecular function: G protein-coupled receptor activity. Bases 1 to 1257 code for a protein of 418 amino acids. Gene Ontology annotation, biological process: G protein-coupled receptor signaling pathway.